This is a messenger RNA of Sipha flava (yellow sugarcane aphid), 812 nucleotides long. RefSeq names its product 39S ribosomal protein L11, mitochondrial (gene mRpL11). The transcript has a single exon. Gene Ontology annotation, molecular function: large ribosomal subunit rRNA binding; structural constituent of ribosome. Gene Ontology annotation, biological process: translation. Gene Ontology annotation, cellular component: ribosome; mitochondrial large ribosomal subunit. The coding region runs from base 147 to 737 and encodes 196 amino acids. Lineage: Eukaryota; Metazoa; Arthropoda; Insecta; Hemiptera; Aphididae. The record is from RefSeq and is a predicted model, not a curated record.
CACGUAUAAUUGUGGAGUGUACAGGAACACAUUUAUGUACACUUGAGCGUUGAGUUGACAGUUUUUGUUUUUCAUUAAGUUAAAAUAAGUAUUAAUAUCACCCUGAUUUACCAUAAAUCGAGGAGAUUUAAUUGUAAUCCUGCACUAUGUCUAAAUAUAACGCCAGCAAGUUACGACAAAUGAAACAGGGUGUAGAUAAAAUACAACAUGGUAAGUUGAGAACUAAUAUACCGGCUGGUAUGGCCACACCAGGUCCGCCACUGGGACCAAUGUUGGGAUGUAGAGGCAUUAACAUUACAGCAUUUUGCAAAGAUUUUAACGAGAAGACCAAAGAUAUCAAAGAUGGCAUACCUUUACCAACUAGAGUGUUUGUCAAUCCUGACCGAAGUUAUCAGAUAACAAUGACAAAACCGCCAUCCAUGUAUUACCUCAAACAAGCAGCAGGUAUACAUAAAGGUGCCAUGAACCAUAAAACGGAGACAGCAGGAUUUGUUACAUUAAAGCAUGUAUACGAAAUAGCAGUAAUAAAACAGUCUGAUGAGAACUUAGAGUUUAGAAGCCUGAAGGAAAUAUGUGAUAUGUUAAUUUCCACAGCUCGAUCAUUGGGUAUUAAAGUAGUCAAGGAUUUAAAUGCAGAUGAAUAUCAAAAGUUCUUAGAAGAUAGAAAGAUUGUAUUGGAAGAACGAAAACGAGAGUUCCAAGAAAUGAAAGAAGCUAAAAUGUUAAGAACUGGAUGAAUUAUUAGUUUUAUUAUUAAUGUUAGGAGUAUCAAUACAAUUUAGUUCUAUAAACAAUUUUUUUUUUAUGUUAUA